AUGCCAGAUGGCCGGUGUGACCCUGCGGGCCGUUGGGCUGUUGCCAUCAGUAGAGCCGAAAUUGGAAUGGAGCUUUCACCAGCAAGGAGCUGCGGGGGCAUUACAAAAGCUGCUUCUACUUCUUCUUCGCAUCUUUGGGGGGGCAGGAGGGAAGCCGAGAUCGGCAAGAAAGACCAGCAUGCAGGCUGAACCUACAACCACCACGACCAACGGUGACAGGCACCCCCCCGUCUCGUGCACCCGUCGGGACAUACCUCCACUACAGCAGUACCCCUGCGCUUGCAAGAACGGCAAGGGCUUCCUCCAAAUCAAUCGUGUUCCAGACGCUAGAGGGACCAGUGCCACGCCAACUUCACCUUCAAGGAGGAGAGCAAGAUCGACGGGGCGGUCGGGUGCUCGGCCCUCGCCCCUGACUCGGACAACAAACUGCGACCUAACCGCUCGUUCUCAGCGUUCAAGUGUACACCCUUGUUGAGAAUACGGGGUUGGGUCGACCGUAUGCUUGGUGGCUUGACGGGGUUCAGGAUGGCCUCUAAUUUGUGCCAGACCUUCAGUUGGCUUCUGCUGUUUGCAACUUUUCGUGGGGGUCUCGCUUACUCCUGGUGUGUUUUUUUUCGUUUAUCUUGUUCGGUCUAAUCGAUUAAGUACUACUGUAACUUUUGGGCGUUGUCUGUCUCAGUUUGUGCGUGGCGUUGCCUGUUUGACGGUUUCCGGCGCUUGUCUGUGCAGGCUCUGGUUUGUAGCCAGAUUUUUUCUCGCAUUUGCUCCUGUGCAAGAAGUGCAGUAGUACUCGCUUAUUCCUGCAGUUUCUGCUGCUGCGCUCAGGAGUGGUGCAACAGGGGAUGAUUGAGUUCCUUUUAUCCACUGGCUUGGUGGCAAUUAACCGUCCAAACAAUCUUGUUUGCCGCUUCUUGGCC
Messenger RNA from Ectocarpus sp. CCAP 1310/34, 917 nucleotides. The record is from the annotation of a GenBank genome assembly. Lineage: Eukaryota; Phaeophyceae; Ectocarpales; Ectocarpaceae.